Orussus abietinus is the source of this 5140-nucleotide messenger RNA. It is a transcript of the gene Ncc69, whose product is annotated as bumetanide-sensitive sodium-(potassium)-chloride cotransporter. Gene Ontology annotation, biological process: potassium ion import across plasma membrane; cell volume homeostasis; chloride ion homeostasis. The record is from RefSeq and is a predicted model, not a curated record. Gene Ontology annotation, cellular component: membrane. The coding region runs from base 346 to 3498 and encodes 1050 amino acids. Lineage: Eukaryota; Metazoa; Arthropoda; Insecta; Hymenoptera; Orussidae. Gene Ontology annotation, molecular function: sodium:potassium:chloride symporter activity. The transcript is spliced from 18 exons.
GGAAUUUCGGGAUCGCGACUCGUUUGAAAAGCUGCCGCCUAGGGCUGCAGCCAUUGGUCGACGCCUCGACCAAUCGUAACGCGCGAGGGCUCCCGAACCUGUUUCCUUUUUUUAAACUCCGGGGGGGUCGACGCACUCGAAAAUCGGGGCGCAAUUCGAGAAAGUGUGCGGCUGCUUUCGGUAGAUACCGAACCGCCGAGAAAGCAGGGAUCGUUUAAACGCCUCCAUCCGUUAAUUGCUGGUCAUUUUAAGUCGUCUUGAGGGUGGAUUCACUUCGCUGCUUGUCAGAGGAGGACCAGGGAGAGACCAGGAUAGCUUUCAACGGAAGAGGAGAGAUCGAGAAAUAUGGAGAACGGCAAGAACAGGGACGUCGAUCCGGAAACGGUCGAGUUGAAUCCUCUGAGGCGAACCAGGUUCCACGUGAACCGGGUCGACAGCCUCGAAGGACGAACCAGCCUCCUGGGGGAACAGGAGACCCGAAAAUCUCUGAGGAACAUGACCAGGGAGGCGCUACCGAGGCUCGAAAAUUACAGGAACAUCUUGAGCAUCCAGGCUGCCCAUAGGCCGACCCUUGACGAGCUCCACAAUCCCACUCUAAUUAACAAGGGGAUCGGAGGUCACUCCAUUUCCAUCCCGGAGACCAAGCACCCCCCUUCCGGGUUCAAGUUUGGAUGGAUCCAGGGAGUGUUGAUGAGAUGCCUCCUCAACAUCUGGGGCGUGAUGCUCUUCCUGCGUCUCUCUUGGGUCGUCGCUCAAGCCGGCGUGGGGGAAGCCGUCCUUCUGAUCAUGACGACGACGGUCGUCACGACUAUCACCUCGCUCUCCAUGUCCGCGAUAAGCACCAAUGGUCUCAUCAAAGGAGGUGGGACUUACUACAUGAUAUCCAGAUCGCUUGGACCGGAAUUCGGUGGCUCGAUAGGACUUAUCUUCUCCUUGGCGAACGCCGUUGCCUGUGCCAUGUACGUCGUCGGCUUCUGCGAGAGCAUGGUCGAUUGUCUCAAGUCCAAUGGGGUGUGCAUCGUUGACUGCGAUAACACCGACAUCAGGAUAAUAGGGUGUAUAACCAUCGUCCUUUUGCUGAUGAUCGUCAUGGUCGGCCUCGAGUGGGAAGCCAAGGCUCAGAUCGGGCUCCUUAUCAUCCUUCUGGUGGCCAUCGCAGAUUUCACCAUCGGCACCUUCAUAGGACCCAAGAACGAUCUGGAGAGGGCCAAGGGAUUCGUCGGAUACAGCGCCGAACUGUUCAAGGAGAACUUCCAUCCUGACUAUAGAUACAGCGAGGGCGUGGAGCACAACUUCUUCUCGGUCCUGGCGAUCUUCUUUCCAGCAGCGACUGGGAUCCUGGCUGGUGCCAACAUAUCCGGUGAUUUGAAGGAUCCCGAAUCGGCUAUACCUAAAGGAACGCUGCUGGCAAUUUUCUUGACUACCUUGUCGUAUUUAAUGAUGGCUCUGAUGGUCGGUGGAUCCGUCCUGAGGGAUGCCACCGGUGACGUUAACGAUAUUAUCAAUGCCUUCAAUAAGACGCAGAUUAUCCAGUCGAUCGUCAAUGCGGAGAACGAGACCAUCGUGGAAAACGUAACAACGGCUAUUGAGAAUUUUACCGUCUCCGAGAGACCCUGGAGUAUCUUUGGUACAGACUUCAACUGUACCGGCGGCUGCCAUUACGGUUCUCAUAAUAGCUUCCAGGUAAUCGAGCUAGUUGCCGCCUUUGGGCCUUUUAUUUAUGCAGGCUGCUUUGCGGCCACUCUUUCGAGUGCCUUGGCAUCUCUUGUGUCAGCUCCCAAGGUUUUCCAGGCUUUAUGCCUGGAUAAGCUGUAUCCUGGGAUCGAUUGGUUCAGCGGAGAAAGAGGGAAGGAACCCGUCAGGGGAUAUCUUCUCACUUUCGUUAUUGCCGUUGGUUUUAUAUUAAUCGGGGAAUUAAACGCCAUCGCACCGCUGAUCUCCAACUUCUUCUUGGCCGCUUAUACCCUAGUCAAUUUUAGCACUUUUCAUGCCUCUUUGGCGAAACCGAUCGGAUGGCGACCCACCUUCAAGUACUACAACAUGUGGCUUAGUCUCCUUGGCGCCAUCCUCUGCGUUUCUGUGAUGUUUCUGAUCUCAUGGUGGACAGCCUUGAUCACUUUAUCCGUCGUUCUAGGAUUAUAUCUUAUAGUAUCGUAUAGGAAGCCCGAUGUUAAUUGGGGUUCGACCACGCAGGCGCAAACGUAUAACAACGCCUUAACCGCCGUGCAACAGCUCGACAGGGUGGAAGAACACGUGAAAAAUUACAGACCGCAGCUUCUGGUACUUUGCGGAUCACCAAGCGCCAGAGCCACGUUGGUCGAUUUCGCUCAUCACAUAUCUAAAAAUCAAAGUCUACUUGUCUGCGGUCAUAUCGUCGAGAGUGCCUUGUCGCAUAAGACCCGUUCCGCGAUGGUGGCCAAAUGCACCGCUUGGUUCAGGACCAACAAGAUUAAGGCCUUUUAUAGUUUAGUCGAUGGAACCAGUUUCCAAGACGGGGCCACGUCUCUGCUGCAAGCGUCCGGGCUCGGGAAGCUGCGACCUAAUAUCCUGCUGAUGGGCUACAAACAAGACUGGGCCACUUGCCCGUGGGAUAACUUGAACAUGUACUUCAACGUUAUGCAUAAAGCAUUGGACAUGCACGUAGCCGUCGCUCUUCUGCGCGUCAGCGAAGGCCUGGACUCCAGCGGGACUUUGGAAGACGUCGAAGAUCAACGGAAACCAUCACCUACGACUAUUCCUGGGAACCGAAGUUUCUCACAACUUAGUCAAGCCAGCAGCGUCUCGGAUGUUUCCAUGCCGGGGAGUCCUCCUCUGGGAAGGUCGAAGGAGAUUAAUGAUUCUCCAAACCCGGCGAGGGAGGAAAGGCGCGAACAGAAGCAGAACAUCGUCGGGAUUCCAAAAGAUGUUGUUAACGUAAUGACUAAGUUUCAAAGGAAGCAGAAGAAGGGGACUGUAGAUGUCUGGUGGCUCUACGAUGACGGGGGCUUGACGCUUCUCUUGCCGUAUAUUAUCAGUACUAGAAGGAACUGGGCGAACAGCAGAUUGAGGGUGUUCGUUUUGGCGAACAAGAACUCGGAAUUGGAGUACGAGCAGAGGAGCAUGGCGAGUCUCCUGUCGAAGUUCAGGAUAGAUUAUUCCGCUCUGAAGGUGAUCCCUGAUAUUUCAAAGUCAGCUCAGCCGAAAACGAGGAACUUCUUUGAUCUGUUGAUCGCGGAUUUUCAACAGACGGCCACGACACAGAAUGUCGAUGAAGCUAGGAUAACGGAAUCCGAACUUCUUGCUAUGAAUGAUAAGACUAAUAGGCACCUACGGUUGAGGGAGCUGCUCCUCGAAAAUUCUAUGGAAGCCAAUUUGGUUGUCAUGACCUUGCCGAUGCCGAGGAAAGGCGCAGUUUCAGCCCCACUUUACAUGGCUUGGCUGGAAACGUUAACCCGCGACAUGCCACCUUUUCUAUUAGUCCGAGGAAAUCACACGUCCGUUUUAACCUUCUAUUCUUGAGCCAACGAAAUCUGGUGCCACGUAAUGGAAAAGAGGACACCUUUCAAUAACGUUCGGAGAAACGACCGAAACAUAAUUUCGUAAGGAAUAAGUAGAACAAUCAUCUUGCAAUUGCGUAACUUAUCGGGACUCUACGUGUCCUCUUGGACUGACUUGAAAAAGAGAAACACGCUUUACAUAAUCUGCGACCUACUAUUGCCAAGUCGUGACGUUUUAAACUCAUGACGAAGAUAAUCCAUUUUUUACCGCGAAUUUUACCGAGUAAUUUAAGAGAUGAACAUAUGUAUACCCUCCCGCAUUUUAUGGGCACUUUUCUUACUAACAUAUUUAUAGUAACGAGUGUAAGUACAUGUGUAUAUUUUCCUAAAAGAAUUUACAUCGCAUUAAGGGGAGCGACAGUGGUAUCGAGAAUAUCAGUCUUGUAAUAUUUCGAGGAUUAAUAUCCCGAGUGUCAUUAGAGAUACUUAAAUGAGGUCGUACGUUUGCGCGUAUUUUUUAUCGAUACAUUUAAGUAGACGUUAAAAUUCACAUAACUGGAGAGCUUUCAUUACUUAAGUUUCGAACCUCAGUAUGGUUAGAAUACGUGCGAAUUCUGAUUAACAUUUAAUAAGCAAUAUAGGUACGAAUCUCUGGCUAACAAAUAGGUGCGGUUAUAGAUUGGAUACGAGGUAUUACUAGUAUCUUAGUGAGAAAUUUCUGGACAUUGAAAAUGAGCUCUAAAAAUAUUUAAUCUCACGUGCGUCACGAAAGUGAUAUACUCGAAAAAUGGUAUUACUAGUGCAGUCAAGAAUUACGGUCAUUAAACAUAAUUAGUACCUAAUUGUGACUUAAAAGUCCUAUCUGCAUUAACCGAUGCCGCUCAAACGUGCUUCCCCAACGACAUUGUCAUUGCAAUAACAAAACUGAUUGUACAGCUUAGUCACCCGGACACGUAUUAAUCUUAGCCGUUCUAAAGGCUUAACAAUUGUCCGUCCAUCGCAAAUCUUGACUUCUAACGUAUCGCUGGAACUAGGAAUAUCAUCUGGAGCGAAUCGACUUAGGGUAAUUGUUUUAAUACGCUCCAACGCUAUCGGGUAUAUUUAGAAAGAGUCAACAGCGCCUCCUCGAGGCGCACUAACGUACUUCCGAGCUAGUAUUCGCGAUAUUGCGAAAGAUAGUCUGGAACCGUUCGGGAAAGCGUAGAAAUCGCCGGGUUUCGUCACUGCCCGAGUGCAUGGUCAAUGAUGACGGCAAAACUCUGAUCAUUUGGUUUCCCUCGUCGCGAUUACGCCAGGGAACUGUCGUAUUAACUGUUGAGUAACUCCUGCCAAUGGGUUACAAGCUGCGAACGCGUUCGUAACAAUCCUUUGUGCACUUUACUCUCCAUUGGGGCUCGGGUACUCGCCUUGGCAGCUUUCUACUCAUCGCCGGCAAGGCGAGGCGAGAUUCUAACAAAGGCACGUAUUUUUCGAGCAGUGAUUAACACCUGGAUACGGAUAAGAAUGCAUGCAAACUCUUCGGCCUCGCGUCCACGUCUCUGGGAAGAAAGAAAUCGCUCUAGCUGGAAAAGAAGGGAAAUUAAUUGGAAGUGUCUCUUAGACUUCGUCCUCCGAGCGGGCUAUUUAUAAAUCGUCUUCUAGAAUAAAUUACAUUUUUUUUCUUC